Phycomyces blakesleeanus NRRL 1555(-) is the source of this 918-nucleotide messenger RNA. RefSeq lists its product as hypothetical. The transcript has 10 exons. The record is from RefSeq and is a predicted model, not a curated record. NCBI's taxonomy places the organism in Eukaryota, Fungi, Mucoromycota, Mucoromycetes, Mucorales, Phycomycetaceae. Bases 1 to 810 code for a protein of 269 amino acids.
AUGAGUCCAUUUGUUGUUGUGCAUAAUGAGACAACAUAUCCUACAAUAACUUCUACUCAGACAGAGAUCAAUAUAUGUGACGCCUUGAAUAGACCUAGUGAUGUCGACGAAGAAGACUUUUGUAAAGAUAGAACUUAUAUCUGUAGACGUGUAAUUAAUACAAAAAAAGGGAGCGAUAGAGUUACUCAUGUACAAGCUAUUGCUGGUGAAUUCGAAGGAUCCAAGCUAAAUGCUACAGUUGAAGUACCGAAUAAUACAGAGCAGGAUCUGUCACAAAACGGUGCACAGCUAUCUAUUAGCCUUGGCGGUGAACAUAUUAAUAACAAAUCACUAUCUGCCCUGAUAACUCUCGAAUGUGACACAUCUCAGCCUACAAAAGAAGACCCAAAUGAACCUACGAUUGUGUCUUUUAAAAGCAAUGUAUUGGCUGUCCAUUGGAAGACUGUAUUUGCAUGUGGAGCUCAGCCAAAAGAAAAGAUCCCUAAAGAAGAUGAGCCAACAGAAGAUGAGCCAACAGAAGAUGAGCCAUCAGAAGAUGAGCCAUCAAAAGAUAAAGAUGUACCACCAAAGGAUAUAAAUGAAGGGAUGUCUAGCAUCGGUGUGUUCUUCACCUUCGUCGGUUUAUUGAUAGGACUAUAUUUUGGAGGUUAUGCUCUGUAUAACUACAAGGUCUACAAUGCCCGUGGUAUUGAUCUACUCCCUCACCGUGACUUCUGGAUUGAGCUUCCUUAUUUAAUCAAGGAUUUAAUUACCCAUGUCAUGGACUCUAUGUCUUCCAAUCGACGAGGUGGUGGAUAUGCCUCUGUAUAGCACGUAGCUCUCAAAUCUAUAGAUACCAUAUACUAUCUUUACAUUUACUUUUUUGCUUUGAUGAUAAAAAAUUUAAUGAAUUAUAUAUAUAUAUAUAUAUAUACGGCU